CGUCGACCUUCGAGACUUGAAUACUGGCGUGUUGCCGAUGAAGUACCUCUUUGUCUGCAAAAUCAACAGCAUGCAUCGUCAGGUAUAUCCUCCAAAGUCGGUGGCUUCUCAUUUGCUCGCCUCCCUACAUUCUGAAGGCAGCUUUAUCGUUAGCUCUUGUUCUUCUAUAUCUGCCUGCUGGCUGCCUUCGGGUGCUUGUCGCCGUACAUGAUUCAUUCAUCCGCUUCUUCUCGCUGAAACUGUCAUAUGGACGCACGGAUCGUCCCCACUUGUUCUUCUCUACCUGCCUGCUGACUGCCUUCGGUCUCUUGUGGUCGUGCAUGAUUCAUUCAUCCGCUUCUUCUCGCUGAAACCGUCAUAUGGACGCACGGUAAUCCUCUCUGUGGUCUUGUUUGACCAGGGCGGACUCGAUGUAUCAACCCAUGCCGACGCCAACUUUCUUAUCCUUAUUUUGUCCUGCGGCAUCUAUCCGAGGCGCUGAUGGCUUACAGCACGGACUAUUGCAUACCCUAAUUGAUGCACUCCUCCAGCCUUGCAGCCUUGUUCUGGCUUCUGCCGAUUUUGCAUCGCUUCUCCUGCCGGUAUUUUACUCAAGGCACCGAUUUCAUACAAGCGUCCGAUGUUCUGUUCACCGGACGCUCUAGAACGGCAAUGUUCUUGAAGAUGAGGCCUUUUUCAGGGUCGCUUGCCGUCGGUCUGCAGCAUGUCUGGUGUCGUGAGUUGCCUCUCCUCCUGGUCACUUCUCGCCGCCUUCUUGACAGUGCGGUUAUCGGCCUCUAUCGGCCGACGUGCUUCCCCUGUUUCCCAAGGCCACGCGCUCUACCGGGCCACGCAUGCAAGCAACUCGGCAUCAGUCGUGUAGAUAAUCUAGUUUCCACUCAAUCCAAUCCAAUCGCUGCUGAAGUCUCUGGCACGGCCGGCGAUGACGUCUAUUCCUUUCCGAGCCCUUCGAGUGACCUGCCGCCAGCGACACAGGCGACGCAUUCAUCAAUAAAAAUCACCGCGCGGGAUUAGAAUCCUGCAGCCACACGAAAACAUCUCUUCAUUUGCUUUGACAACACGUGAGUUCUAGCGCUUUAUCUUUGUUCCAUAGUCUGUCCCUUAUAAGGCGGGACAUUCCUUCGAGUCCCUCAUUCCAUACUCUCUCUCUUUGCUACAAUGGUCCUCAAGCUCUACGGUUACACACACUCCAGCUGCACCCGUUCCGUGGCUACCGUCUGCAAGGAGAUCGGCGUCCCCUUCGAGUUCAUCCUCAUCGACAUUGCUGCCGGUGAGCAGAAGACGCCCGAACACCUUGCCCGCCAGCCUUUCGGUGUAGUGCCAGCAAUCGAGGAUGAUGGCUUCAGUCUCUUCGAAAGCCGUCCGAUCGCGCGGUACAUCGUGGCAAAGUACGGGAACGGAAGCACACUCGUUCCCGAUCCGAAAGACAUCCAAGCGACUGCCAAAUUUGAGCAGGCCAUGAGCAUCGAGAGCAACCACUUCGACAGCGUUGCACUACCCAUCAUAAUCGAGAAAGUGUUCAACCCGAUGAGGGGAUUGGCAACGGACGAGACCAAGCUUGCGGCGUUGGUCGCCACAAUCAACGCGAAAAUGGAUGUUUAUGAAAAGAUGCUGGCAAAGCAGACCUAUCUCGCCGGAAACACGCUGACAAUUGCCGAUAUCUUCCAUUGCCCAUGGCUCGAGGGACUGAAGACGGCUGUUGGACCUGAGUUGUUUACCAGCCGUCCAAAUGUCAACCGUUGGGUCGAGGAUAUCACAUCCCGUCCCAGCUGGCAGUCGGUGAAGAACGGAGUUUAAGCACCAUCAAAUGCUCAUUGUAUUCACGAAUCACUACCCGAGCAUCAUUAUUAAAAGCCACUUUGAAUCUGGGAAGCGGACCGUCUGGUUAUGCCUUAAAAGUCGAGAGGCAGGCUCUACGAUUUACCAACCCCAUCAGGUCACUGAUGGGUCAGUGAUGGCGUUGUGUCAUUUGAUUGUCGCGUUCAUCAAAUCGCGAACUGGUUCGAGAUUCGACAAGCAUCUGUUGAAGUUGUCCGGACAGGUCUUAGUACAUAGCCCAUUUUCCUGAAGAGAUUGCACUUGAGCCGGGCCAGAAUCAAAGUGUUCGUCAGUUCUCUUUUGAUUCAAGUGUUACAGCCCGCUUUUUAUGGAUAUUUCGGCUGGUCGGCUCCAGAAGAUAUAUAUUUUCGUCAAAGUCGCUUGCGUAGAUCCCGAACAAACGAUCAGUGGGUGGCGUAAGCACCUGCCAAGAA
This is a messenger RNA of Mycena citricolor, 2252 nucleotides long. Lineage: Eukaryota; Fungi; Basidiomycota; Agaricomycetes; Agaricales; Mycenaceae. The record is from the annotation of a GenBank genome assembly.